Messenger RNA from Bombus impatiens (common eastern bumble bee), 1901 nucleotides. RefSeq names its product TBC1 domain family member 19. Bases 299 to 1891 code for a protein of 530 amino acids. The transcript is spliced from 13 exons. The record is from RefSeq and is a predicted model, not a curated record. Lineage: Eukaryota; Metazoa; Arthropoda; Insecta; Hymenoptera; Apidae.
CACAUAAAGAAUACUAAAAAAAUUCGUUGAGAUAUUUUCAUACAUAUAAUUAAGGAUUGUAAAGUUAUAUAUUCAAAAGAACGGUAAAUAGUAAUAAUAAUAAUAAUAAUGAUAGUUUCUUUCUUAGCCUCCCAGCCAAAAAAAUGAUAAAGAACAGAGACGAUGAUAUAAUGUAAAUUACUAUUUAUUUAUCAAUAUAAAAAACAUUGCUGAGGUCAUGAAAGACUUAAGUGAGCUAUUUCUAAAAUUUGAUUAUAAAACGAUUCAGGCUGAUUAAGAAUUCUCUAAGUAUACAGCUAUGACUGAAAAUGCGGAGAACUCUAAGAAAACAUCAUUACAAAGAUCUGCGGAAAAAUUAACGGAGGAAAUUCAAAGUAUGGCCAAUUAUAAAAGUCUUUAUGCUGAAAUUCAGAAACUUGUUGCUUCUACUGCAGUAAAGAGAGAAGACUUUAAAAAUACAUUACUGGAGGCGUUAAAAAGUAAUGGUUUAGAAACAGAAAUUAGAAAUACUGUAUUUCAUUGGGUCAGAUCACAGGGUUCUUUAUCAACUGCAACAGAAAUAUCCAUGGAAGAAGUAGAUCUAACUUAUUUGAAAAAAGCUCAAAUUCAAUGGGAACGUAGAAUACAAAAGUCAUUAAAUUCAACCUGCAAUGAAUUAAAUGUGCCACUAGCACGCAUAAGACCGAACGCAGAUCGCGAAGAAUUUGCUGAAAAAUGGAAUGAAUUAAGCACUUAUGAUAUCGAUCUGUCACAAUAUAGACCUCUUUAUGCCCCAAAAGAUUUUUUAGAUGUACUGUUUUCUAUACGAAAUCCAGCUUUCAAAAAACAUUCGGACGAAUUGAAUUGGGAGUUCAGUCAUAUACAAAUUCGUGUAAAAACACUCACGCAAUUGAGACGCGUGUAUUUGGAGUUAGCAAAGGGUAUGUCAUUACUUGGUGUAAAUCCAGACAUGCCAAGUUCAGAAAAUUUUGGAAAUCUAGAAGAGGAGAGGAUUUUCAUCGGUGAGAAGGUAUUGAAAACGAAUCACGCUCCGAUAGCGCAACAAUUCUUAAAGCGUGGGGCUCCUCGAGCACUUCGUGGCAGUCUUUGGUCCCUUGUAUUAGGAUCCACAGUAAAACAAAAUGAUAUAGAAUAUUAUGAAGAAUUAAAAAAUAUGGUGUUACAGUACGAUAUCGUUAUAGAUAAAUUGAUAAUCAAGGAUGUGCAGUUAACAGCACGAAAUGACGAUCAGUAUUUUGUGUUCGAAGACGUUUUAUAUAAAACAAUGUUAUGUUUUUCUCGUGAUUCGGAAGUAUUAGCACCAGUUACAACUGACAGAAGUGCUGGAGGCCAAGUCAUACACGCUGUUUUACAAGGAAAGCCAGCCACUUUGGAAAACACCCUAGUCUUCCCACCAAGCGGUGUGAUUCCAUUUCAUGGAUUCACGAUGUAUGCUACGCCAUUUUGUUACCUAUACGAUGACCCGUGCGCAAUGUAUUAUACGUUUCGAGCUUUUUAUUUACGAUAUUGGUUUCGAUUGCACACCGUAUCUAGCCACGAACAAGGUAUUGUAGCACUGUGUUUGCUUUUUGAGAGGUUACUGCAGUGCCACGAACCAUUGCUUUGGAUUCACUUUAGAAACAUUCACAUACAACCGGUAAGAAUUGUUUUUAAGUGGAUCAUGAGAGGCUUCAGUGGUCAUUUACCGCCAGAACAGUUGCUUUGCCUCUGGGACUUAAUUUUAGCAUACGAUUCGUUAGAAAUUAUCCCUUUACUCGCGGUCACUAUUUUGAGCUUUCGAAAAGAAAAUUUAAUGCAAGUUAAUAAUCAACAAAGUGUUGAGGCUGUUUUGGCAGACUUGUCCUCUUUAAAGGUUGUUCCAUUAUUGCAAUUGGCUUUGUUAAGAGAAUAACAGUAAAUGA